AGACCCGGUUACCCGUUCGUACUUGACGAUCUAGGCUUGCUUUUCAAUAUACGGCCUGAUGGUACGCGCAGCCUUUGUGUACCCAAGGCUAUGGUCCAGACAGUUCUGGGAGAAGCUCAUGAUAGUAAGCACCAUUUUGGCAGAAACCGGAUGCUCUACGACCUAAAAGGGCUGUCAAUCCAUCGAAAAACCAAAGCCGUCAAA
Messenger RNA from Lasiosphaeria miniovina, 204 nucleotides. RefSeq lists its product as uncharacterized. Lineage: Eukaryota; Fungi; Ascomycota; Sordariomycetes; Sordariales; Lasiosphaeriaceae. The transcript has a single exon. The annotation marks the transcript as partial. The record is from RefSeq and is a predicted model, not a curated record.